Messenger RNA from Clunio marinus, 354 nucleotides. NCBI's taxonomy places the organism in Eukaryota, Metazoa, Arthropoda, Insecta, Diptera, Chironomidae. The record is from the annotation of a GenBank genome assembly.
AUGACAAAGGGUGUUUUUCAUAAAGAUGUCCUGGUAAUCUUAUCUACUUUGGUAUUUAUAAAACCGCAGAAGAAGUUUCCCAGUUUGGAAAGAUCGUAUAUGACUUUUCCACAGAUUCUCGUGGACGACGACAUCAACGCAGAACAGCAUCAUAAUGAAAGACGUAACGAUAGAAAGAGAAUAAAAUGUGUUUUUGUCUUCCACACUAAGCUUUCGGAGACUCGAGAGAAGUCAAGAAAAUGGGUCAUGAGAAAGUGUAACAACAAAAUGAACCGAAAAGUCCAAAGAAGAAACCCAAAUAAAAACAUUUCAACUCGAUUCACGUCUAUGUUUGUUUCGGAAUCAGAUUUAUGA